GUGAAAAGUGUGUCACAGAGUUCCACAGAGUGAAAUUUAUGCUUGUGAAUCCAAUUUAAAUAGAAUUUCUGAUGAAUUGUAGUGUUCCGUUAGCAUACUUCAUUACAAUUUUACGGUGGAAGUAAAAAUACUUUUUCGUACCCAAAACCGAGCCAAAAGGGGAUAAAAAGAGGACGCAUCGUAGCGGAUAGUGAAUGUUAGCCGUGCGAUGCAUGUUGUGGGUGAAACAGCCGUAAGUAGCGUUAUGAAUUCGCAAGAUCAAUCGUUGAAACAACAGCAGGCAGCUGCGUGGAUGGCUGCUGCCCAGGCAGUUCAGCAGCAGUCAGCUGGAUAUUCCGGUGGUUACGGAAUGAACCAACCACAGCAACAGCAGCAGUAUGCUCAAUACUACCAACAGCUGUACCAACAGCUGCAAUACAGUGUGGGAGGUUUGCAGGGAACCCCUGCGGGAGGUGGUGCGUCCGGGUUCGGUGGUGGAAACAACGCCAGCAACGGCAGCGUGGGCAAUACAGCGUCGGGUUUCGUCAGCGGUGGUCCAAUGUCCAAUCUGUCGGAUAAUGGCAACUCCUCCGAUGGAGUGGGUUCUUCAUCCGGCGGCGGAAUGUCGGGCAACACAUUUUUCAGCUCUCAACAGCAGCAGCAGCAGUCCGGAGGUGAUGGAAUGGGUUUUAAGCAGGCACCGAGUCAGUUCGGGCCUAUCCGGUUCAACAUCAACAAGCAUCCGCAGCGUGUGAGUCCGAUGGUGGCUGCAAACCCGCUUGCUGCGGCCAGCCAAAUACACGCCCAGCAGCAGCAACAGCACAUUCAGCAGCAGCAACACCAGCAGAUGAUGGCCGCUUUUCAAAAUCAAAACCAGAACGGAACUGGCGGCAAGAAGAAGCGAAAGAAGAACAAGAACAACAACAAUAUGAACAAUCAGUCGAUGGGAGGUAAUGGGGGUGGUGUCGCUGGUUCAAUUUUUAUGAACGGUGGUAAAGGCGCAGGCUCGACGAAUAUUCCGCCGCUGAUGCCAGCCGGAUCGCUGCCAUCGAACGGCGGGGGUGCAUCUAACGCCGCCAACUUUCCUACACCUCCCCCCGAUCUAAGCAAACCACCGCCGCCCCUUCCGGUCGUCUCGAUGCCCGUGGUAGGAACGGUUGGACAUUCGCUUCCGGCCCCGCAAGCCCCGACCCCUCCGAAUGUGCUUCCCCCACCGAAGAUGACCGAUCAGCAGUUCCACGUUCCCACCGAUGGUUGGCCGCAGGGUUUGAACAACUUCGUAUCACGAUGCUAUGCAAAGUGCAAGACGGACUUCGACAAGGAUCAAAUCGAUAUCUGUCUGAAGGGUCGCAUUACGGCCGCCGCCAACAAAGGUGAACUGUGGACAAAGGACUGGGACAACGAGCCGGUGCCAAGUGUGCAUAGUGAGCGCAACCAGCAAGCACUGCUACCGCCAAAUAUGAACAGCAACAGUUUGGGCGUCAGCCUUGGCCUCGGCAGUAACAUUGGCAAUAAGGGCAAAUCGUUGAGCCAGUACCAGAGUCCACUAGGUAACACCGGUAAAGGAGGCAACCAGCAGUCGCAACAGUUCAACUCCACCGGUAAAAAGGGAACCGCUGGAACCGGACUAUCGCAGUCGCUUGGUACGAGGCUGGGCGUAAAGGCAGGCGGAUCUUCGAGCGGACGCAAAACACGUCUGUCGAGAUCACGUUCGCGUUCGCCAAGUCGUUACAGUAGCAGCGGUAGUCGCAAUCGGCGCAGCCGUUCGUCCAGUGACGAUUCACGAUCCCCACGGCGCAAGAAUCGCCGUUCCUCCAGCAGUAGCGAGGAAGAUGUACGGCCGACGUUCAACAAUAAAUCUUUCAGUAAAGGAGGUAACAAACAGCAGCAACAGCAGCAGAAAAAUAAUAAAAAUCAGAAGCAGAAUGGUAAAAACCAACAAAACCAACGUAACAACAAAGGGUUCUACUCCGAGCACGGUCAGGUUGGCGGUGCGGUCGAGGGCGACCUGGAGCAGCUGAAGAAGCGCGCGGCCCGUUUUAACAAUCAGGGUGGUAAGAAGGUGGCCGCCUCACCGCCUGUCGUCGCCUCGAACAUCAUUUCACCCUUCGGCCGGAAGGCUGAUCGCAGGUUGACCAUGCCAACGGCAUCGAGAAUCUACAUCGAUGACGCAGCCGACCGGAGGGACGAUGACGACGACGACGAGGUGGAUCUGUUCGAUUUGCACAUCGUCGGUACGUGUCGCGAUCUUGAGAAAAGCUUUUUGCGCCUAACGAAAGCCCCUGCCCCGUGUGAGGUGCGACCGGUCGAGGUGCUGCGCCACUCGCUGCAGAACGUGAAGAAGAAGUGGGUCGAUAAGCAGGACUAUUUCUACGCCUGCGACCAAUUGAAGUCCAUUCGGCAGGAUUUGACGGUACAAGGUAUUCGAGAUGCUUUCACUGUACAGGUAUACGAAACCCAUGCCCGCAUAGCAAUGGAAAAGGGAGAUCACGAAGAGUUCAACCAGUGCCAAACGCAGCUCAAAAUGUUGUACGCCGAUGUGGGUGGCGAAAAUCAUCUCGAGUUUACCGCGUACCGCGUCCUGUACUACAUUUUCACCAAAAACACCUCAGAUUUGACCACUAUACUCAGGUCGCUAACGGCAGCGGACAAGGAAAGCGAUAUCGUUCGAUUCGCGCUCCGGCUCCGAUCUGCCUGGGCGUUAAGCAAUUAUAGCACUUUCUUCAAGCUCUAUCGGGAAGCGCCGUUGAUGGCGGGUUAUUUGAUCGAUUGGUUCAUCGAGCGUGAACGCAAAUUAGCUCUCAAAUCCAUUAUCAAAGCUUAUCGGCCCAACCUUGCUGUGGAAAUGGUCGCACAAACGUUGGCAUUCAGCAGCGAGGAGAAAUGUAGCGAGUGGUUAGCGUCGUUAGAAAUAAGCAUGCUCUUCGUACCGGCCACCGCUACCAAAGCAUCUUCGCCGCCGGCCUCGACAACGCCGACGACUGCUGGUGGUGUCACUGGGAAUGCUGCUGCUGCUGCUCCUGUCGCGGAUACUAAAAGUGCAAACAAAAAAGUGAUAGAUUGCAAGCAGAGCAUGAACGCGCUAAUCAACUUCUAGUAAUGCUCUUUGCUUGAGAAUGAACUGAGGAAAUAAGGAUGAUACGGUGGUCCAAGUAGUCCGCUGCUGCAAGAUGAACUUGGUUGGCCAUGACGUUCGUUCGCCUGAUGGUAGUUUACGUCAUGAUGGUGUAGCUUCUACUUUGGUUCAAAAUUUCUUGGCCUAUCAAGAUGCUACUUCGGUCCCGUCCUCAAUCGUAGAUCUCUUGCGCUUGAUGCAAUCCUCGAUCGCACAAGAGAUGAUCCAUCCACCUAACACACGACCACCACCCCCUGCUGCGUCUUCACCAUGAGCAAAAUCGUUAUCUUAAUCAUUCGCCUUGCGUCUCGGUUUGCCAUUUGGUGAAGAAAAAAAAGAGCGUUGGCCAUCAAAGGAAGCCGAUAAAGGAGGAAUGAAAGGAGAGAAAUUUGUUUUAAAAUUUUUCUCCUUUCGAUGAUUCAUUACAUCCGACACCUUGGCGCUAGUGGCAUAGUGAUAACAUCGCAGAAAAGGCGACUAUCGGUGCGGUAUGCUUCUGUUCGUCCGUGUGGUGUGUGUCUGUGUGUGUAUGUUUGCGUGAAGAGCAAAGUGAAUUAGCGAUCAAAAUCAAAGACGUAACUUCCUAUGUUCAGGUAGCUUUUGCACACCCGAUGGCGCUCCGAUGAAAUUAGACCAGACCUACUCCACUACAUUCUUCAAUCGAAAGCCGGAGGUGGCCAUUACCUUCUUUGAUGAAGCAAUGCUGGUGCUGAAUCAUACCUCUGUUUUGUCCGCUGCUGACUUUCUGUUGCAACAGAAGCUCCAACGUGUAGAUCUUGAAAAAAUAAGAUCACCUCCAUCUUCCUGAGCAAAGCACUGAAACGAAUAACUGCAAAUGUACACAUGAAAAUUACGAUGCCAUCACAAACAAACCGAUCUGCAGACUCUCAGACUGCAUUACACAUUCCAUCUUCAAAUGAUCGUUCAUGAAAACCGAAGCUCUUGAAGCGGAUACAUGAGCCCUCACCACCGUAAGGAAGAAGUCGAUAAGCGAAGGACAUGAACCCAAUUACAAGUGUUUAAUUAGUGUAUAGUGCGUGAUUUUUAAAGUGUUUAUAGAAAACAUUUUCCGUUUUAUUGUAAUUAAGUUAUCUGCGCACACUCUGUCGAAGUGACAACCAAUCAAAUAACAAUCGUAUCGAAUGGACGAAGCCGCAGAAUCAACUAGCAAUCGCGAAGAGAAGGGUUGUCUUGAAGUUGCUGUGUGUGGUUAAGGACAUGCUGUGUGCGACCGAAUAUGAUCACUCUUGCGCAAAGGACGAAUUGUGUUAAUGUGUGAUCAGAGCAGGAAUAGCUCAUAACGAGCGUUUUUCGUUCCACCGCCACUUCAAUGCUUCCAUCAGCGGUCGAUGCGAAAUCAAUAAUGGGGCCGUACCAUUAUUACUACCGCAUCGAGAAACGGACGCCAAAAGAGCAAAGGGGCGCGGGGACAACAGAGGGGAAGUUUUUUUUUCCUACAUCCAUAAACAUCCAUCCUGGGCAUCCUUGCAACCCUGAAACGAUACUCCUUUCCGGCAACUCUUAAAAUGAUCCCGUCUUUGUCUCAAGCAAUUGGGACAAUCCUUCCCCAAGACAAAUCCUAUCCCCAACUACUACUUCGCUGCUGUUUUAACUGUGAUAUAUGGUAUGCUGAAGAGAUUGACUGGCCGAUGAUGGUUGGGUGACCUGAUGAAUAAUGUAGGAACAGGUUUCUCGAUGGGAGAAAAGCCUGUUUGCAUUACUCUGCUAAAUCGACCGUCUUCGCAUAUACCUCAUCAAUCGUCAGUUGGAACCGUUUGUCGAAGGGCGACCCCAUGACGUUCAGUGUUUGGAUAUUGGACAGAAACGAUGCAGUAAUUGCUUCUUGCAGAAUGGAGAGUGGUCGUCAAGCAUCACCUAGACAUCAUUUUACAAUGGAUAAUAUGGAUUAUCAACGAUUUGUACAAAUGCGUUGAGUUGUUACAUUUUUGUAUAUUUAAUUAUCGCUAGAAUAGAUAGAUCGAGUCUUUCUGCCGGAACCGUAAGUCAAUGCGAAACCAGCCUUCUGAAUGCACUGGCCUGGCGUACAAUAUAACCAGAGAGUUCAGUCUUUUACACCUCCAAAACAAGGAUGUAAGAGAUGUCUUCGGAGCAAGCUCGACAUUGUUUUCUGUAUGAAUAAGAAAUUAAAUAAAUAUCAUCUUUAGUUUAA
Messenger RNA from Anopheles coustani, 5264 nucleotides. RefSeq names its product leukocyte receptor cluster member 8 homolog. Gene Ontology annotation, cellular component: nucleus. The coding region runs from base 209 to 3076 and encodes 955 amino acids. The record is from RefSeq and is a predicted model, not a curated record. The transcript is spliced from 5 exons. Lineage: Eukaryota; Metazoa; Arthropoda; Insecta; Diptera; Culicidae.